This is a messenger RNA of Thelazia callipaeda (thelaziosis nematode), 825 nucleotides long. The record is from the annotation of a GenBank genome assembly. Lineage: Eukaryota; Metazoa; Nematoda; Chromadorea; Rhabditida; Thelaziidae.
AUGCAUUGUGCUCACCAAAAUUCAGAGAUUUUUUACAUACGAAGGCUUCGCAAUAAAGAAGGCGAACUGCUUUAUACUUCUGAUGAGUCAUCAGUAGAUGAAACUCAGUGCGUUGAAGCACAGUGUCAUAAUAGAAAGGAAGAUGAUGAUAGUGCUGCCGAAAAAGUUAAUUUUUUCGAAAUUGUUGAGACGAAUUUGUUGGAAAAAGAUCUCUUUCUUGAUAUUGAUGGACCGGUAGCAGCUUCUAUACCAUUAAAACAGUACGAUGUAAAGUAUAAGGCUUUCUUCGAGCAUGUAAAAGUGAAGGUAGGUGAAGAGUUACUUGUGAAAAGAAGUGAUGACGAUCGUGAUAAUUUAAAGUGGCCACUUUUUUUUGUGCAGAUCCAGCGCGAUGACUUGCUUGAUCUCUUAGAAGAGCAACUUGAUUCACUAGAGCCAACAGAUUCCAUUAGUGAAAGUGAACUGCAAGUAGGUACGUUAUGUGUAUCGUACUGUCGUGCUUUUGACUCACUGUUUCGAGCUGUCAUUACAAAUGUAUGUGAUACUGGUAUCGAAGUUCAUUACAUCGAUUACGGCAAUUAUGAAAUGGUCAAAUCAAAUGAUUUGAAGUCCAUUAAUAAUCUGUCUGAUAUUUCUCGUACUCAUCCGGGAAUGGCGAUUCCUUGCAUACUCUACAAUGCACAAAAUUCAGAUACUUUAGCAGUUGAUGACGAUUUAGUAGCAAAUCUGAAAAAAAAAGUUUCAUGUGAGCACCAAUCAUUCCUUCUUCGAGUGAUUAAGGAAGAUGGUAAUGGCAUAUGUACGGUCGAGUACAUUUCUUCCUAG